Stylonychia lemnae is the source of this 5040-nucleotide messenger RNA. The record is from the annotation of a GenBank genome assembly. NCBI's taxonomy places the organism in Eukaryota, Ciliophora, Spirotrichea, Sporadotrichida, Oxytrichidae.
AUGCUAGUCAAUGGAGUACAGACGAAGCAAAACUUCAUUAAAAAUUGCAGCUACUUACCUUUGUCACCAGUAAUCAUUUCAUCUAUUAAAGAAAAGAGAAGUAGCAUACUUAAGGAUAACAUCGAUAGUUUGUUCAAUAGAACUCUAAAGAUAGAUGUGAAGUCUUAUGAUUGUUUUCACUCAACAGGAUUACUGAUUUCCAAGGAUGAUGCAUUCGAAAAAUAAAGAACUUAUCAACUUGCCCACCACCAAAAGCAGAUAAAAAGUCUCGAAGAAGAGAAGCAGUACAAUGUUGGGGGUUAUACAGAAGAUAAGUUUGUUGCCGGAAAAACUUUGGCCCAGUCUACUCCGAUUAUCGUUUCAUAUGCUUCUACUGGGAAAACUCUUUGGGCAAAACUUAUAGAAUUAGAUACUUGCAAAAGUGUUGUCAAUCUUGCUACAACACCUGAUUUCAAAUAACUCGUUUCAACUUUCGAUACAUAUACUACUUAUGUAUUAGUAUAAAACUACCUGACAGGAAAUGUUACCUCGAUUUUUAAAAUUGGAAUGUCAAGUUGGGGAUAUACACCAUUUGGUGGAAUAACUGUAAAUAAACAAAAUGAAUUUUGGGUUGGAGCAAGAGAACCUAAUGGCUAUAGGUUUAAGAUUGCAAUUUUUAGGUUUUAAACUUUUGGAACCUAAACAUCUUUUACAAUGAAAAAUUCUUUAAGACUUUAAGAUUUUGAUGAUUAGAUCAAUUGUUUGAAAUUUACUACUGAUAUGGAUUAUGUGAUUUUUACUGGAUAUGCUCAAGAAAAUUCUGCUUAUUUUUAUCCAGUGAUUAUUUCAUAUGAAAUUUCAAGGCGAAGGAUAUCAGACAUAUUUGUAUAAGGUUAGAUGUGGUCUAUGUUUACAUACUACUAUGUUUUCGACUAAUUGAGCAUUCUUGAAAAUUAAGAUGAUUUUGAAAUUGGAACAAUAGGCUAUAAAUACACAGGCACUUAUAGCUAUUUCUCGAUGAAUCUUGCUUCAGAUUAUAAAGGCUUAGGUAUUUUUGUUGCCACACCUUAAAUAACAUUUGUAUAUGCUCUUGAUUUACUAACCUAAAUUCAAUACGUGAUAAAAAUAGAGUUCCCAAAACUUGGAAUUAGUAAUGUUAAAAUUACGAAUCAAAAAAUACAAAAUUUCUCGCCAAACAAUGUCUAUUAUUAAGCUAUUCAAAAAAGUGAUGAUUUAUAACCUACUUCAUUUGAUCAACUAAACUGGCUAGUUGUAGGUGUCGGCUUUCAAUAUCUAGUGAAUACCUCAAAUAUUCUUACCUAUGACUCUGCUUUCUUACUCUCAAGUAAAAACUCUAAACUUUGUGGAAUGACAUACACUUAUACUCUAGGUGAAGCUAUUACUUUACAAAAGCUACAAACCUCUAAUAAAAUAACUUUUUAAUUUCAGGAACUCAAGACAGAAUUGACCAUUUUUGAUGCUUCUUAAUCAAUAGUUUUAUCAGAUUUAAAUGUAUCUUAAAGCUAGUUUUGCCCAAAAUACACUAAUAUAUUAAGUUAUCCUAAUUCUACUAUUACUACUUGCUAAGUUUCAAAAGGAAAUCAGAGCCUAUACGUUGUUAAAAAUUUUGUCAUCUAGGGUACUUGCUCAGACGCCUCAAUCGGAUAUAGUUUUAGCUCUAAUUCUACAUAAAAUUAUAAUCCUAGUCUAUUUACCUUCACAAAAUCUUCAAUGAUAAUUAAUUGUAAUCCUACUUUGAGUUCGUAAGUUGGAACAUACAACUUAAGUCUUGUUGGAACUUUAUCAUAUCCUUAAGCCUACGGGCAAGUCAAUCCAAUAAGUAGAACAAUUUUUUUCCAAGUCAACGUAGUGGAUGAAUCAUGCAAUACAGCUACACUAAUGGUAAUAACUCCUAAGAUUUAUAACAUGACUUACAUAUAUGGAUACCCAGAGAUGAAACAAUUAUAUAGCUUUUAAGUAUCUGGGGGAGAUAAAUGUUAGAUUGAUUACAAAUUAGUUGAUAACUUAGGGAAUCAAAAUACAGUUCCAAUAGUCUUUGAUAACACAAGCAUCAUAAUAUAACUGAAUAACGGAAAUCAAGAUAAAGUAAUGUAAUAUACAAUUAUUGCUAGUGUUCAAACUGCAGUAUUAUCAUAUGCAUCUAAUUCAUUCUUUAUAAGCUUUGUUUCUCAAUAAUCUGCCUGUUUAUCAGUUCCAAUCUCUUAGCAAACUAUAGUCAACAAUUUCUCUUACUCUCUGAAUCAAGGAAAAGUAAAUUUGACGAAUAUAACUUAUUAUUAGGGUGAUGGCUAGAAUUACAGUUUCAAUGUUUUGGCAAAUAAUCAAAAUUUUAACUUAUACAUCGCUAAUGGGGGGCUUCCUGUUACUUUUGAAAUUCAAAUAAUGGUUUACAUUGAAGAUUCUACUACUCAAAUGAGCUGCACUCCUGUAUUUAGUGUGACUAUAGAUGAUAUGUUGUGCUAUAUUGCUGUCUUAACGCCUAAAUCAUUCAAUGAACAAGUUAGCGAAUACACGAUACUAGAUUCAGCAUUAAUUUUGACUUUUGACUAUUGGAAUGAUGAAUCGUUCUAGUGCGGAUCAUAUGAGUAUAGUAUAAGCUACAGCAAUACCUUCAUUUCUGACAUUUUUGUAUCAGCUAAUCUAACGACAAGAUCUGUGAGAAUCUAUGGAACCAAUCUUAACAUUCUAACCUAAGAUCUUACGAUUACACUUAAAGGUAGUAUUUUUAACGGCAGAUACGCAUAAGUUCAGAAAUCAAUAAAAAUAAUCAAUCCAUGUUAAGAUUUGAAAUUGAAUUUAAUCUCUAAUUGUGAGACCACAUAUUAUAUAAAAGAUAAUGCCUAUGACUAUUAUCUUCCGUAAUCUACUUUGAACUUGAUCCCAGAAGAAAAUUGUCCAAAAAACAUUGAGUACUAAGUUAAGAGAAGUGGAUUUAAAAUCUUGUCCCAUGAAGCUUUUUACACUAUCCCGAUUCCUAAUACUUGCACUGAUCUAACAGUCGCAGCUUUUGUAGAUGAUAGAGUUAUUCUUCCAAAAUUUAUUCAAUAUUAGCCUAAAUUUAGCCAAAUUUCUAUUAAUUCUCAAGAUAUCAAAGAUGUGGGAGAAUAUAUUGUAACUAUUGGCGGAUACGCUUCAGGUUAUAAUAUUAACUCUACUUUCUCUCUUAAAAUGCUCAAUCCUUGUAAGGAUGCAAUUAUCAAACCAACUUCAAUCAAAGAUGUGCUCUAUUUAAUCGGAUCAGGUGAGAUGUAAGUAAAAUUUCCCUCUUGGAAAUCUACAAUCAAAGAAUGCAAUGGUUUUACUUAUGAAGCUAUGAACGAAGAAAAAUCAUUACCUGUACCAGAUGUCAUUAAUCUUGAUGCAAAUAGUAGAACAUUCAUAAUCAAAGUUGAUAAUAGUAACCUAGAUGGCAAAAAUUACUUGAUAAAAGUCAUUGGAAGAACAUUUUAUGGAUUUCAAAGGACAGAAUUUGUAUUGACUCUCACUUCUACGUUAAAUUAGGCUAGCACUAUCGCUGUAUAUGGUGGAAAGAUAAUUGACCUCUCUAAAAUUAAAAAAGACUUGACAGCAUCUAUUAAAUAAAUAUCAAUGGAUGGGCAAGUUCAAGUUAAGUUUUCUAAGAAUAUGCUCAACUUUAAUGAUACUACUGCUAUUAAAGUAUUGGCUGCUAUGGCUGGAGUAGCUAGCUCAUCAAUCACAGGAUCGGUUACAAUAAACUUGAUUCUAUCCAUAGUACUAGGUGUCAGUAUGAAAAACUUGUGGAUGCUUAUGAACACCUUAUAGAUCUUGGUUAUGAUUCCAUUAUUAUGGCUUUCACUUCCUGCUAAUUUAACAAUAAUGUGCAAAGCCUUAAUAGAUAUUGCUAACCUUAAUUUUAUCCCAAAGGACACUAUUAAUGAGUACGUUAGAAAGUUUUUAUUUAAGACGAAAGGUUACUUGAAUUUUCAAAUAGCUGCUAAUAUUGGAUUGUUAAAUGCUAAUGAUGACGACAUUUUAAAUACCUUAGUUGCAACUUUCAUGUUUUUAAGUUUGUUCAUGAUUCCUUUUAUUAUAUUAUUUUUAAUGAGAAAACACUUUGCUCUUUUGACUUUCUAAUAUUACUAUAUGCCAUUUGACACUAAGAAUCAAUAAUUCUUCGAGAUUUACAAUGAAACUACUAUUUUGCUAGUAUCAUAUUGCUUACUGCCCUACUCACAAGAUUACUUUACAGAGGAUAUACUAGACUUAAGAACUAAUUUAGGGUGGGUAAUAGUUGGAAUCAUAGGCAUAAACAUUCUAUUAAACUAACUAAAUCUAAUUGUUUAAGCAAUACUAAUGAUCUAUCAAAUAGUUAAAAGGAAACUCUAGCAAAGAAAGCUGAAGAAACUGAAAGAAUAAUAAGAAAGGAAAUAUGCCUUAUAGGAUUAAAAAAAUUAAGAAGAUUUUAAGAAUCUAUCAUAGAAUACUUCUCUUGAUUUACAUUCUUCUUUCGACAAUAAAACUAUUGAUGAUGAGCCUAAAGUCCUAAAUUCAACAUUUGUAAAAUAAAAAACAAAGAAGAAAUCAUUGGAUUUAAGUAAGGGAAGAAAAACCUUGAAAAUGAUUAAGGAUCUAAUCAUACCAAAGCCUGCAAAAAAAGCAAAGAAAAAGUUUAGUUCAAAUAAAUCAUAAGAGGCUAUAGUCAAGAAUAUUCAAACUGUCUAAGAGGACCAAUUUAUAGAUAAAAUUCACUAAGGUCCAAAUUUAGUAUUAGAAAAUAUUAAGAUAUUGGAAUAAUCAAAUAAACCGAAAAAGUCAUAGUUUGGCACUGCUAAAACUGGAGGAAAUUACAGUAAUAUGGAGGAAUUAGAAGAUGAUUUUGAUAAUACAAAACAAGAUUUACUAUAUGUUGAUUUCCUCAAUAAUGCAAAACAAGAUAUAAGUUUUCAGCAAAAGAAAUCAAAGUCUUAGUAAAAUCUUCUUGAGCCAAUAAAGUAUUUGCAACCUGAAGAUAUAGCUAAGAAUAAAAUUCUGAAAGUUGGCAAAAGAGAUAUUCUAUUGAAGUAAUUUCAACAUAAAUGA